CGAUCGGUGGUGCUCUGUGUCCCUCAGACACAGCGGAUGACCGAUCACGGAAAGAGCCGAAGAUGUCCCAUCACAGCUGAUCACUGAUCAUCAGGGCACUGAUGAUCAGUGUGCCCUGAUGAUCAGUGUGGCCCCAGAAGUGCCACCUGUCAGUGUCCAUCAGUGCCAGCUGUCAGUGUUGAACAGUGCCACGUGCCAGUGCCCAUCAGUGCCACAUCAAUGCCACAUAUCAGUGCCUUCCAGUGCACAUCAAUGCCACAUAUCAGUGUCCAUCUGAGCUGCCCUUCAGUGUCACCCAUCAGUGC
Messenger RNA from Staurois parvus, 305 nucleotides. Lineage: Eukaryota; Metazoa; Chordata; Amphibia; Anura; Ranidae. The record is from the annotation of a GenBank genome assembly.